AUGACUCACCCCACAGAUGUGGCCUUCGGACCCGGCUGGCACAUGUGCUCGGAGUUCGGCCAGGCGGUCGGCCGUUUGGCCCACUCCAGCGCGCCCCCACCGACGCGGGGCCCCCGGACUGAGCAGGCCAGCGUGGCCGGCGGCGGUGCCAGGUCUGACAGUGCCCCCAGCGUCGGUGACUGCUGCAGGUGGCUGACGCAGGUGACCAGGUGGCUGACGCAGGUGACGGACGCGAGCUGCGACGCCAGCGCGGAGUACUCCAGCGGGGAGUCGGGCGGCGAGCUGGACUCUUCCGAGUCGGAGGUGUUCGACUGCAGCGUGGUCACGUGCCGGGAGGUGGCGCCGGCCGCCGCCGGCCGGGAGAGCGCACCACCCCAGGCUGCUCUCCACAGCAAGCGGCGGUCGUCUAACGACCAGUCCGUGACCCCGCUGAACCUGACGCCGCCCCAGGCGACCCGAGACCCGGCGCCCGCCGGCGACACACCCACCCCCACCUCCAGUUCUGGAGGCUCGACAAUACUGACCUGCUCCGCCCAGCACCGGGAACCGACCAAUAGUAACGCACCGGGUGCCGCGGCGUGGGCGGGGCGUCACCGCCCUCAUACGCGCCGACCAAUCACGACGCCGAGUUCGGGAAGCGAGGGCGGAGCUCCAGGGUCACCGACCCGCCGUCGCAGGCGCGUUCCCCGUUCGGCGCCGGUGGCGGCGGAAGCUGGCCAAUGGCGGGAAGGACCCGACGGCGCCGCAUCCGGUCAAGCCGGUCACCUGACAUCACAGCUGUCCGGCGCCACCGACACCACACUUGAGGACCUCUCUACCGGUGACGUCACCGAGGAUACCUGUGACGUCAUCAGCUCUGUGUCCGAACAGGCGUGGGACCCGUACCAGGAGUACAAGGAGAUCAGCGAGCCGGGCUCGGAGGCGGCGCUGGACCCGGCCGCCCUGCUGCGUUUUCUCGACUGCGACGACUACCGAAACUUCCUCGACUCUGUCUCGGACUGCACCUCGUCCCAAGUCAGCGGCACGCCGGCCGCGCGCCGGCCGCCGCCGCGCCGCCUCCGCAGACAGCUGCGCACCGCCAGUGACUCGGGCGACAGCGACACGGACUCGGACGAGCUAGCGGCGGCGCUGGCCGAGUCGCGGCGCCGCCUGCUGCUGGCCCAGAGCGAGCUCGGCCGCCGCGCCGCCCAGCACGACCCCAUCUGCGUGAGUGAAGAACGCCGCCUGCCGGGUCAGCAACGCGGGUUGAGAGUAUGUUUGCGAAGACUAAUUGCUUCAGAGUCGCUGGGCGAAUGGCGAUGCCGCAAUGCUAUCCAUCGUUUGAUCGUGGCAAUAUUGUUGUACGCAUCGUCAGUUUUUUAAAGCACGCAUGGAAAAGCACAAGCGUGGUCAAUUCCCUGGCCACUACAUUUACUUGUUCCCCACAUGAGUCAUGUCGUGUCUCUAUUACCGCGACGUUGGUUCGUCAACCCCGCAUCGUAUACCCUGGCGUACGUUAUGAGAUAUUCCGGUUUGAAUGAAUGCUGCCAGAUGUCAGUAGGCUCGCGCCAGCUGUGGACUUUCCCGUCACACUUGAGUAACGUGGCGUAGCGGCCGCGGCCGCGGCCCGCCGGCCGUGCUGCUCUGCACCAGUGCGGUCCCAAGGCCACCGACUGCGCGUGCCGU
Messenger RNA from Pollicipes pollicipes, 1665 nucleotides. RefSeq lists its product as uncharacterized. The transcript is spliced from 11 exons. Bases 1 to 1362 code for a protein of 453 amino acids. Lineage: Eukaryota; Metazoa; Arthropoda; Thecostraca; Pollicipedomorpha; Pollicipedidae. The record is from RefSeq and is a predicted model, not a curated record.